GUCUUCGUCUUGACAGUACGCUUUCCUUUUUUUCCGCCAAUUUGGAGUUCCACAAACACAGGAAAUUUAUAUACAGAGAGAGACAGAAAGACAUACAGAGGAAAAGAACAGUGCGUGAUUUCCCCCCCUCAACUCCCUUGUUCCACUUCCCUCAUUCAAUUUCACACAUUCCCCCUUUUCUCUCUCUAAAGUAGUAGUAAUUACUUCUGGGGUUUUCUCUUUUUCCUUUCAAAGUUUUCAACUUUCUCAAUUUUUGCCCCUUCACCCUGAAAUAACACCCAUCUUCUUCUUCUUCUUCUUCUUUCUUCAAUGAAGAUUUAGCUUCCUUUUUUUUGCUGCUGAUCUUGUUUCAGAUAAUGGAUGCUGCAUACUGAAUGCAGUCAAGAGGUAGUUGCCAAACUUUUUCAUCUUGGAAUUGAAUAUGAUCAACAACCAUUUUGGAGGUCUUCUAAUGCACUGCUCCAAUUGUGUGCUUCUUUCUCUUCAUACUGCUUUGCUGAGAUGGGCUAGAUAGACUUUACUGGCCACAUCAAACUUGCUUUUGACCAUAGAUAUGCAUCUAGAAGCAAUGGGCGGUUUGCCUGGUACUAGUGAAAUUACGGAGUCAAUAGAGGACUUAAAUCCUGAAUCUAAAAUGGAUGAUGAUAUCCUGAACACUGGUAAACAGUAUUGUAUGAAGGAUGAUAUUAACAAACUGUUUGAAGCUAUAGAAAUUAGGACUUCCCAUAGAGGUGUCAAAGAUGCAUUGAAUAAAAGCGCAAUGAAGAGACCAAUGAGAUGUAGCCCCGCUCGAGCAUCAGGUUUUGAUAAUUCUGAGCCUGCAAGUUUGAAGCAGGCCUUCAGAGGAUUAUGCAUCUCUCAGGCAUCAGAGCUUGCGGCUGUGAAGAAGCGGUCGUCAAAAGCGUCCAGGCUGUCAGGUGUCUCAGAGACAGGGGCUGCCAAAAGACUUUACAGGCCCAUCGCUGUGCAGGUUAAUGGCCCUGAACAUACUGUCAACGAAGGUAUAGGGAAUUUAGUGGAGAUAUCCCUCAUCCCAGAUAUGAGUAUGUCAAAUCCUUCUGAUAAGAUUACUGACUAUGAACAUGUGCCCAUUAAAGAAAAAUCUACUUAUGCUGCCUAUUCUUGCCAUCUUUCUAAAGAUGCAAUGAAACAUGGUGCAAAAAUAAGUGAAAUUUCAGGCGGAGAUGAGGCUUUUCCACACUCAACUGAUAUUUGUUCUGGUUACUUAAAAGAAGUGUCUGAGCAGAAAGAUGUUUUGGAACUACCACAUUCUUCAACUGCCACUUCUGCUAAUAAAGUUGAAGCCCAAAUGAUGCCAUCCCCAGAUGAAGCUCCGACAUUUGUAAUCCCAGCAGACAAGAAGCAGGCACGAGAUUUUGAUCUUGUUUCUUGCUCAUCUAUUUUUAGUACUGGAAAUAAAGUCAUCAGACCUACUUCUAGCAGUCCAAAUCAGAUGAGACCAGUUUCCAGAAGUAGAACCUUUGUUAAGAAGAAAGUCGCUUCUGUUCUCACCAGCAGUUCCAAGCAAUCUAAUGGUGACAAUGAUUUGAGUUGUAGUACAAGUGAGAUUGCUUGUCAGACACCUGAACACGUACUGAGGAAUAAUCAGAAAGAAGAGGAUAAGGAAUCUUCAGAAUCAUGUUGUGCUAAUAGCAUAGAAGUUAGUUCAUCUAUGCUGGAUGCAAGUGUUGCCAAACCUGGUCUCAGCUCAAGCAGUUGUAACAGAACAAGAAGUAUAGUUACAAAAGGUGAUGAAAGAUCAUUGUCAAGAGAAAAGGGGGAGAUAUCUCAAAGUUCAAAGAGUAGCAUCGGGGAUUAUAGCAGCACCACGAGCGUUAGCGAAGAAAGCUAUCGCAGUGGGUCUAGCCGCAGUGGCUGUCGACCUCAUAUGUCCAAGGAUUUGAGAUGGGAAGCCAUUCGUUGUGUUCAGAAGCAGUAUGGAAACAUUAGUUUGAAGCAAUUUAAGUUGCUUAAAAAACUUGGCGGAGGGGACAUUGGGACUGUUUAUCUAUCUGAACUAAUGGGCACAAACUGUCUGUUUGCUGUGAAAGUUAUGGACAAUGACUUUCUGACCAGCAGGAGGAAGAUGACAAGAGCGCAGACUGAAAAAGAAAUACUGCAAAUACUGGAUCAUCCAUUUCUUCCUACGCUCUAUGCCCAUAUUACCAAUGACAAAUAUUCAUGUUUAGUGAUGGAAUAUUGUCCAGGAGGUGAUCUCCAUGUACUCCGACAAAAGCAACCCAACAAGAAUUUCUCUGAACAAGCAGCCAGAUUUUAUGUCGCUGAAGUUCUUCUUGCUUUGGAAUACCUUCACAUGCUUGGAGUCAUAUACCGAGACUUAAAACCAGAGAAUGUCUUGGUUCGAGAAGAUGGUCAUAUCAUGCUCUCCGACUUUGAUUUGUCUCUUAGGUGUGCUGUUAAUCCUAUGGUUGUGAAAUCAUCAUCUCCUGUCGUUAAGCCUCCAAAGACGUCUAGUCCAUGCUCGGAAUCUAGCUGCAUAGAUCCCUUUUGCCUACAUCCAUCCUGGCAAGUAUCCUGCUUCACCCCUAGAUUUUUAUCUGCCGCAGGUAAGACACGUAAGCUAAAAGCGGAUAUUGCUGCACAAGUCACACCUUUGCCACAGCUGGUAGUGGAGCCAACCGAUGCCCGUUCCAACUCGUUUGUAGGAACCCAUGAGUACCUGGCACCAGAGAUCAUCAAAGGAGAAGGUCAUGGCAGUGCAGUAGAUUGGUGGAUGUUUGGUAUCUUUCUAUAUGAACUGUUAUAUGGAAGGACACCUUUCAAAGGACCAGGAAAUGAGGAUACAUUAGCCAACGUGGUUUCUCAGUGUCUCAAGUUCCCUGCAUAUCCUAUGGUUAGCUCUAGUGCGAGAGAUUUGAUCAGACGGUUGUUGCAGAAGGAACCGGAGAAUAGGUUGGGAGCUGAGAAAGGGGCAGCAGAGAUAAAGCAGCAUUCUUUCUUCGAGGGACUGAACUGGGCGUUAAUACGAUGUGAAACACCUCCAGAACUGCCUAGAUUCUGUGACUUGGGAAAUGUAAUCCCUGAUACCAACCAACAGAACAAGGAGAGUGCCAAGCCUCAAAAAGAGUUCAAAAGUAUAGGAGAGGAUAUUGAGUUUGAGAUGUUUUAGCGAUAGUAGAGCUGAGAAUGGAUAGGUUUGUUAUUCUCUUCUUUUUAACACGAUAUCUCUUAUUCAUGUAAGUGGUAUAUAUAGAUAGCAUUACUUACAUAUAGCAUAUAGUGUACAAUCCAGAACUUGGCAUCAAUUGAAGAGCAGAAUAUACCAUGUUUUGUUGUAACAAUGUUGUGCUUGGGAGUGGAGUAAUAUGAAGCAGCCAGGAUGGAAAUUGGAUGUAAA
Nicotiana tabacum (common tobacco) is the source of this 3358-nucleotide messenger RNA. Its product is annotated as protein kinase G11A-like. The record is from RefSeq and is a predicted model, not a curated record. Gene Ontology annotation, molecular function: ATP binding; protein kinase activity. Lineage: Eukaryota; Viridiplantae; Streptophyta; Magnoliopsida; Solanales; Solanaceae. Gene Ontology annotation, biological process: protein phosphorylation.